Silurus meridionalis is the source of this 2791-nucleotide messenger RNA. RefSeq names its product cholinergic receptor, nicotinic, alpha 7a (neuronal) (gene chrna7a). Gene Ontology annotation, cellular component: neuron projection; postsynaptic membrane; synapse. Lineage: Eukaryota; Metazoa; Chordata; Actinopteri; Siluriformes; Siluridae. The coding region runs from base 102 to 1577 and encodes 491 amino acids. Gene Ontology annotation, biological process: monoatomic ion transmembrane transport; chemical synaptic transmission; signal transduction. The record is from RefSeq and is a predicted model, not a curated record. The transcript has 10 exons. Gene Ontology annotation, molecular function: transmembrane signaling receptor activity; acetylcholine-gated monoatomic cation-selective channel activity.
CAUUUACAAGCAUUUUCAGUUCCAGCCCUGACCGAGGAGGAGCAGGUCUGCCUCGGGAUCGUCCACAGUCCUAAUUUCCUUUUUGUUUUUCUAGGGUUAAAAUGGGAAUUUGUGGUUUUGCGCUUUGUUUAAUGAUCACUACAUGUUUGUGGAGGGCAUCCAUUCAGGGAGAGCAUCAGAGGAGGCUGUAUCGAGAUCUCAUGAAAGAUUACAACCCUCUCGAGAGACCUGUGUUUAAUGACACCCGGUCGCUUACUGUCAACUUCAGCUUCAGCUUGAUGCAGGUUAUGGAUGUGGAUGAGAAGAAUCAAGUUCUCACAACGAACAUUUGGCUACAGCUGUACUGGUUCGAUCAUUACCUUAAAUGGAAUGUCUCGGAAUAUCCCGGCGUGACGAGCGUCCGAUUUCCUGAUAGCCAGAUUUGGAAACCUGACAUCUUGCUUUAUAACAGUGCCGAUGAGAGAUUUGAUGCCACCUUUCACACCAACGUGCUAGUUAGCUCCAACGGUGCCUGCCAAUACUUACCACCAGGUAUCUUUAAGAGCACAUGCCACAUUGAUGUACGGUGGUUUCCCUUCGAUGUUCAACGAUGUGACCUGAAGUUUGGAUCAUGGACAUAUGGCGGCUGGUCUCUGGACCUGCAGAUGAUUGAGGCUGACAUCACAGGAUAUAUAGCCAAUGGAGAAUGGGACCUUGUUGAGGUUCCAGGACGCAGGAAUGAAAGGUUUUAUGACUGCUGUAAAGAACCGUACCCUGAUGUGACAUUCACGGUGGUGAUGCGAAGACGCACGCUGUACUAUGGUCUAAACUUGCUCAUCCCAUGUGUCCUCAUCUCCACACUGGCUCUACUUGUCUUUCUCCUGCCAGCGGAUUCGGGUGAGAAGAUCUCCCUUGGAAUCACAGUUUUGCUGUCACUGACGGUCUUCAUGCUCCUAGUGGCCGAGAUCAUGCCAGCUACAUCAGACUCUGUGCCUUUAAUUGCUCAGUAUUUUGCCACUACCAUGGUUAUUGUCGGAUUGUCGGUGAUAGCCACAGUGUGGGUCCUACAGUACCACUACCAUGAUCCUGAUGGAGGAAAAAUGCCAAGAUGGACACGUGUGGUCCUGGUGAACUGGUGUGCAUGGUUCUUGCGGAUGAAAAGGCCAGGCGAGGAGCGAGUGCGCUCAGCGUGCCACGACAAGCGCCCACGCAGCAGCGUCUCCAGCGUGGAACCGACUAAUGGAAACGUUCUCUACAUGGGCUUGCGUGGUAUGGAGACCCUGCCCUGUGCCACUUCACCAGACUCCGGGGUAGUGUGUGCCCGUCUCAUGGGCACAUCUGAAGAGGCUCCUUCAGUGAGCAGUGGCCAGGGAGACACAGAGCUGUCCAAGAUCCUAGAUGAAGUGCGCUAUAUUGCCAGAAGAUUCCAUGACCAGGACGAAGAAGAUUCUUUGUGCAGCGAGUGGAAAUUCGCCGCCUCGGUUAUCGACCGCUUGUGUCUCAUGGCCUUUUCCAUGUUCACUGUCCUUUGCACCAUUGGUAUCCUCAUGUCAGCUCCGAAUUUCAUCGAAGCCAUUUCCAAAGACUUUUUCACUUAAACUCUUUGUGUGUGCAUUUUUUUUUUCUGCAGCUUUUUGGAGUUUUUGCAGGUGCUGUGGUGUAGUUCAGCCAAAAUAGAAUGUACACAUUUGUUCAUUCAAUAAGUAGAGAAAAUAAGUUGAGACAUAACUUGUAUUGCGUUUCUAAAUAAGAAAAUCUUUAAACCUCAAACUUGUCUUGGCUGGAUAACAAUUUUUGUGUACAUUUCAUUUUUUAGCUGAACUCUUGAAACUUUAAAGCAAGCACGUAAUAAAAGAUGGAAAUAGCUUUAGUCUGGUGUUUUGUACCUAAAAUACAAUCAAUUUCUGUUAUCAUUCUUGGUUUUAUAAGUGAAUGAGAACUAAGUGUGCAUCAUAUUCGUAACUAUUCGUAUAAUCAAUUUUAAUCACAAUUAUCUUUACACAGUGGUGGUACUGCAACCUUAUACACAUCAAUUUUAUUUUAUUUUUCAUGUUUCACUUUAUUUCCAAGUUUCAUAGAGUGAUCACUAUUUCCUUGUAUCUAAUGAAUAUAAUUUUGCACAUUUUCAUCAAACACUCCUAGAAAAACAGAUAAAGGGCUUUGUUAAGCUCCAAUCAGUUGAGGUCAUAAGUUUGCCUGAGCCUUGCAGAAUCUGUGGUAUGAUCAAUGAAGGGAAUGAAGGAGUAAAUAUGAUUUUUAAACAAAAUUAAACCAAUAUACAUUGAUGUCAAAUGUAUGCACACACAUAAACUGGAUCUCAAAAUCACAUAGCCCCUUUUGAAAAGGGAUCAAAUAUGCAGAAGAUGUUGAUAAUCCAAAUAAUGUCCACUUUUUGGACAUUUGUUUAAAAAGUCUAACUGCUCAAGGACAAACAAGGGGCUCAUAAACAACUAUAACAAAACAUAAGUGCAGCCACUGAUCAUCCAGGUAAAAAACACUGUAUUAAGAAUCAAGCGUGUACAUUGUUAAAUGUUAUUAUUGUGUGUUGUGGACUAUAUGUAAACAUGAUAUAAGAAAUAAAUUGUUUAGGGCAGAAGCAAAUUGAAAACAAAAUGCAAUUUUUUUGAAGUGUCAUAAUUUAUUUCUUUUAUUAUGUUAACAUUUCAACUGCAAGAUUUAAGUAAACUUAAGACCUCUUGUGUAAGUCUGAGAUUCCUGUUUCUUUUUUGAAUUUUCUUUAAAAGUUGCAUUAAGUUGCCUUUAUGAUAUAGAGUGACAAAUAAAACAUAUUUUUCUAUACCUUAAAAAAAAA